GACUGUUCUAUUCCUCAGGAAGUGUUUGUACCAGAGCCAGAUCAAAACAUCUUUUCCUCUUAAAUUGCCUUUACAGUAUAAGAAGCAAUUGAUAGAGGUUGUGAAUCCAGCAGAUCACCCUUUCCCUGAUCCUCUAGAAGAAGGGAUCUCAUUUGAUAUUUACUCAACAUUCACAGAGCCACCUCCACCAUUGGAUAUGGAAAUAAAGGGGUUGAAUCAAGAACAAGGCCCUGAAGAGUCCCAGCCAGAAGCCGAUACUUCAGAAACUGAUCUGUUAGUUGGUUUCACCAUUGAAGAGAUAAAAUCGGUGCUGGACCAAGUCACAGAUGACAUUUUAAUCAGCAUUCAGACCGAGAUAAACGAAAAGCUGCAAAUGCAGGAAGAGGCCUUUAAUGCACGAAUAGAAAAACUGAAAAAGGCCUGAGGACUCCGAAUCGGGAGUGAUACUAAAACUUAACAAAACAAAAAAAACCGGCUGGAAUCAUAGACUCUCUAGAGCACCAGAUCUCCUUCAUUUAGUUGAGCGAGGAAAACUAAGCCCCACUUUUUAUUAUCCUAACUAAUUAGAAAAGUAUUGGCCCCAAUUUCUCUAUCUCCUGUCCCAUAACAACCUCUGAAUUUAUUGCACUGUGUGUAAUAAGAACAUUUUUAUAUAAGAGUUUGGAGAACCAUAUAUAAAAAUACAAUUACUUUUAUAAUACUCUUUUAACAUUUUGACUAGUAAAGUUAUUCAUCUUCAAGGAGAAUGAAGUCAACAUUUUAAAAUAAAGAAGAAGAGUGAUUUUAUCCAUAUUGACCCAAAUGAACUGCCACAUUGCUGAAGCCUUGUGAACACAGACCACCACCAUACUGCUGAGGGUAAAAUUUGCUAAACAAUAGCAAUUCAAAUGCAUGUACUAGGUUUUUUUUUUUUCCUCCUUAAAUCAGUUGGUUUUCUUAUUUAAAUGUUUCAGUGUGAAACCAAUUUUCUGAAAUUAUAUAAUGCAGUUUGAAGCACUUUAAUUUAUUCUGUACUGUAUUUGUUAUUUCUAAUCUUGUUACUCUCCCGGGAGAAUACAUGACCUAUAUAAAAAGAAGCAAUGUAUAAAUGGUUAUUAAAGGCCAACCUAUAUAUAGAUUGUAAAAAUCUUAAAUACAAAUCAAACUCACAGAGCUCUUAAAAUUAACCAUUAUAUUGCAGUAGAAUGAUUGGAAACAUCUCAAGCCUUUAAAUACCAUUAUUAAAAAUAUAAUUUCAAAAGUAAAUAUCCAUUUGCCAACUGAUUGUCCCUAGUUUGGCAAAUUAAAUUGACUACUACCUCAGCCCUUUCCCAAUUUCUGAGACUUCAGAGUGUUCUAGAAUGUAGAGCAUUGCAAGGAGGGGACCAUUUCUUCAAGAAGUUUCCAGUUUAUAUUGGAACCAAAUGUACUUGCAUCUGGGUGGCGCUUGGUCGAAUAUGUUCUGUCCGUGCUCUGAGCUUGGGCUAUAACCUUGCUUACUGCAUCAGUACCAAGGGGACUGCCCAAAAUAUAUUCAUUUAGGGCAGAGACAGAUCUGGAAGCAUUUGGUCUUUUUAACUACACUGAUCAGCAAAGUAAGAGAAGUCCUUAAGAUGAAACUGUGUUUUAUUGUUCAUGCAGUUCUGAGUCUGGAAGGCCUGAAUGAGCUAAGGUUUCUUGAGCUGUCCUUCCUAACUGAAAAUGCUGAUGGCCAUCAGAGAUCACUAGAAAGGCUCACAAGUCUUAAUUUCAUCAAUCCGUCUUUUUUCCAGGGAAAACAGAGGUGAAACUAGAGAAACCACAAAUAGGAAAUAAAGGAGCUUCUUAAAAUACCCAUACAGCUUCAAAUGCAACCAUUGGCACAACAGUGGACCUCCAUUUCUAAUAAAGAGUGCUGAUUUUGAGCAAAGGUACAAAGAGUUCAAAACUGAAUAAAAAAUAAGCAGUUGGAUCCCUAAAAACUACACAAAAACAAUACACUAUAUGAACACUGAAAGCCAGCCUCUGGAGUAAGACUCCCAGGGUCUGAUGUGUGACUUUGGACAGGCUGCUCACCCUCUAAUUGGUCAUCCGUUAAGUGAAGGUAAUACUUAUUUUUUGCGAUUGUUCUGAUAACUCAAUAAAUUCACAUUAAA
Messenger RNA from Odocoileus virginianus texanus, 2114 nucleotides. The record is from RefSeq and is a predicted model, not a curated record. Lineage: Eukaryota; Metazoa; Chordata; Mammalia; Artiodactyla; Cervidae.